AUGGCCAGCCGGUUCUCCAACGUCGACCCGGUGACGGCGGCCGACAUGCGGCGCCAAGGCCUCGACCCGCACGAGCUGGACCGGAGCACAGAGCAGCUCAUGUCGCUCAUCCACGCCAACAUCCCGGACCCGCCCGUCUCCACCACCGCUCGCCUCACCGCCCUCCGUGCGCGCCCUCCGACGGCGUGGACCGCAUCAGCCGCCUCUCCAACGCGCUCCUCUGCGACAUUGUCUCCCGCCUCCCCGUCAAGGACGCCGCCCGAACCUCUGCGUUCGCCACGCGCUGGCGCGGGGUAUGGAGCUCCACGCCGCUCGUCCUCGUUGACACCCACAUGGUCUCCUCCGCGCGCGCCAGCACGCCGGACGUCAUCGCCGUCGUCUCCCGCGUCCUCGCCACGCACCAGGGGCCCUUCCGCUGCGUCCACCUCACCGGCAGCCGCAUGGGCGCGUACCAGGCCCAGCUCAAGCGCUGGAUCCGUCUCCUCGCCGCCAGGGGCGUCCAGGAGCUUGUCCUCAUCAACCGCCCGUGGCUCCGCGAGGUGCCCCUCCCCAAGACGCUCUUCACCAUCUCCACCCUCACCCGCCUCUACAUCGGGGUCUGGAAGUUCCCGAACAUGGCCGGCCUCCAAGGCGCCUCCUUCCCCCACCUCCGGGAGCUCGGCAUCUGCAGCGUCGCCGUCGUUGUCCAGGAGCCCCGCCAUGGAGAUCCUCAACAUCCAAGGGAGGAUGAAGGGGGCGUGUCUCCGCCUCGUCAGCCACAGCCUCCGUUGCGUGCAGAUCUGCUCUUUCGUCAUGGAGAGCGUGGACGUGUUGAACGCCCUGCGUCUGGAGCGUCUCAUCAUGUCAGAGUGUCUCAACACUGCCGGCGGCGGAUCAUGCAUUAAGGGUUGGCAACGUCCCCAAGCUGAAAGUAUUCGGGUUCCUGGAGCCAGGAAAAUACGUGCUGGAGAUCCAAGACACCGUCAUCAUGGCUGGGAUUAA
Messenger RNA from Triticum turgidum subsp. durum (durum wheat), 981 nucleotides. NCBI's taxonomy places the organism in Eukaryota, Viridiplantae, Streptophyta, Magnoliopsida, Poales, Poaceae. The record is from the annotation of a GenBank genome assembly.